Trichophyton verrucosum HKI 0517 is the source of this 2289-nucleotide messenger RNA. RefSeq lists its product as uncharacterized. The record is from RefSeq and is a predicted model, not a curated record. The transcript has a single exon. NCBI's taxonomy places the organism in Eukaryota, Fungi, Ascomycota, Eurotiomycetes, Onygenales, Arthrodermataceae. The coding region runs from base 1 to 2289 and encodes 762 amino acids.
AUGAAUCCGCAUAGACUUGGCCAGUCUUCAGGGAAUAGGGAACCUGAGGGCGCAAACACGAUCCCUUUCCCUCCUUUUCCAUAUGAUAUGCCAGAGGAGGUAGAAACCUUUAACUCAAGGCCAACCCAACUACAAGGGCCCCCGCCUCAGUAUACUGGAUCUUAUGGUAGAUUGGCUGGAUAUCCUGGGGAAGCUGCUAAGUAUGCUUCUGUGAUUAGGGAUAAACUGGGCGCUGAUCCUUUGGUUACUCAUACUCACACUCACCAUUAUUCUUACAUGGAGAAUACUUUCAGACCCCAGCCACCAAUUACUUAUGAUGCAGCUUCACGCCUUGCACUUGCUAACCCUGCUACUAACAACUCCUAUGUUCACUCCCAACCCACAGCGCAAGCAGAGAGCUUUGCUGCUGGUGCGGCUACAUCACCUGAAGGCUUCUCUCACUACCCCCAACAAGAACGCGGUCGGCCAUUUUACCGAGGUGCGCCAUCUUUCCGUCUUCGUUCCCAAGGGCGAGAACGGAGUCAGCCAGCAUACCAACAUUCAAGUCGUAUCAGCCGCGAGCUUCGAGAGACCGGCCACCUGACGUCCACGCGCCCCAGCUCACUUGCAACAUUAGCUGCCCUCACGACCAAGCCAAACCUUACAACCACACAGGGGAGUGCCAGUUUCGGAGUUGAGAAUACUACAGAGAUGGAGUAUUAUUACCACAACCAUGGGAUUCCGGGAACGAGGUCGAAUUCUAGGGUGGUUACUGCGAUCAACCCAGCGCUGACAGCUCAUCCGCUGCAGAAUAUGGCUGCAAUGGAGACAGGGGGGAAUCAUGGACACGCGGUGGAACUUCCUGCUCACUUCAAUCCUCAUCUCCACAGCCCUCACCGUGCUCGUCACAUUGGACAACAUAGCUUUUCAGUCGAUCCAGGUUCUUCACAUUACACACCUCCAGCAUUUGCUCCUCCAUCUAUGCCACGUUCAAUUCCACAGGUUAAUUUCGCAAGGCACACAAAAAAUGCAACGUUAUCAGCUCCUGCGACUUCGGUGGCCACUCCUACCUCUAAGACGAGACCUACAACCCCAACGGGCCCGUUCAUCCCGGGGCCUGAUAACAUCAGUCCUUCAAAACAGGAGGAAAAACUCCACGCUCAGAAGACGAUGAUGGAACGCUUGGGAGAUACAUCAAUCGCCAACGCACUUGAUAUCGACUUUUCGAGACUCACCAUUAACCAAGCCGAUCAUUACCUCGACCUUAUCGGCGCUCCCUCUAGGCCAAAGCCAGAGUCAGCUCCUGUUCGGAAUGUGACUGCCGGAGAGGGAGAGUUGGUAGCACCUAAGCUGGCUCCUCAAAGUUUGGCUCCUGAGAAGUCUAUGACGGCAUCUUUAAGUCCCCACGACCACCAACUUCCACAACGUUCUUUACCCAGCCCUUCCUCUCAAAAUUAUUCCAACGACCUCGAGCGAGGAACCGCCUUAGCAGCACGAUAUAAUAUUCGAGGUUUAGCUAUUACACGUCUUGCAAUGUUUCGCCAGGAACGUGAAGCCGCUAUGGCUCAAGAAAGGGAAGCGUCUCCACAAGUCGCGGCUGGGUCUCGGGCUCCAUCGCCUACUUCUACCAAAGUAAAUCUAUCAGCUACUCCAUGUCCAAGCGAAGGAAGGAAUAACACUGCCACGCAGCAACCAGGUAUCCGCCGGAGUUUCCCGCCUCCCGGCUUAACUCGUCCUCGUUUUACCAACUACGCUGGUGACCCUGUGGGGAUAUACCGUCCCGUUCCAUGGACUGUGGAUACACCUGAAGAGGCUGAAAGGAAGGCUAAGAAGGCGGAGACUGCUACCACCUCGGAAGCUGGCAAGCAACCUCCUGUUCUACCACCCGCAAACACCCUACAACAAAGCCCUAUCGGUAGCAAACGCCGCUCUAUUCUACUAGCCAAGGAACGAAAUUCUCGUGUCAGUGAAACUCUCAAAUGGUAUCGUGCUGACUACCGUUGGAACGAGGGCCUCCGCGAACGUUUGGAUACCAUAAUCAAGGAAAACUUGCAAACCCGCGAUAAUGGACAGGAACCUGUUGCGAUUCCCAAAGAGCUAUAUGAGUCAGCUGAGCAAAACACGGUUUUGCUUGCCCAGGCUAUCGUUAAUCUUCAAUCUUACCUUGAAGGAAACCCAAAAGAGCAGUCCAGAAACUUCGCUCAAUAUGGACCAGCCCCCGAUGAAUGCUGCGAACCCUCUAAGGACGGAAACUUCAGCCUUUUUGACAUCCAGCCGGGCCCGUUUAGAGGGUCAGAGACGAGGAACUAA